Molecule: messenger RNA, 975 nt
Organism: Erigeron canadensis
Lineage: Eukaryota; Viridiplantae; Streptophyta; Magnoliopsida; Asterales; Asteraceae
Product: glutathione S-transferase zeta class-like
Exons: 10
Coding region: 95-706 (203 amino acids)
Biological process (GO): L-phenylalanine catabolic process; glutathione metabolic process
Cellular component (GO): cytoplasm
Molecular function (GO): glutathione transferase activity; maleylacetoacetate isomerase activity
Source: RefSeq, a predicted model, not a curated record
AUUAGUCAACUGUCAACAAAACAAUGAGCAGUAUAAUCAGCAACUGAAAGAAAAAGUAAAUCAAUCAAUCAAAUAAAAAUCUUGGGCAGAGGAGAUGAUGAUGAAGCUAUAUUCGCACCCGAUCAGUUCAUGCUCUCGUCGUGUUCGUCUUGCUCUCUUCUUAAAAGGUCUUAAAUAUGAAUGCAUAAAUGUUACCUCCCCCAGUGAUCCAGAAUAUUUAAAGGUCAAUCCUAUGGGUUAUGUACCUGCGCUGGUGGAUGGCACUACUGUUAUUUCAGAUUCUUAUGCCAUCUUACUGUAUCUGGAAGAGAAGUACCCGGAACAUGCUUUGUUGCCUCAAGAUCUUAUGAGAAAAGCAAUAAAUUACCAGGUUGCGAGUAUAGUUGCUUCAAGCAUUCAGCCUCUUCAGAAUCCAAGUGUAGUUAAUUAUAUUGGGGAAUUAGUUAGCCCUGAAGAAAAGCUUCCUUGGGGUCAAUAUCAUAUAAGGAAGGGGUUUGUAGCUAUUGAGAAACUAUUAGCGAACUAUGCCGGAAAGUAUGCUACUGGAGAUGAAAUUUACCUGGCAGAUUUGUUUCUGGCACCCCAAAUUUAUAAUGCAAUCAACCGAUUCAUGCUUGACAUGGCUGAGUUCCCGAUCCUACUUAGGUUGAACAAAGUUUACAUUGAAACUCCACCUUUCCAACAAAUUUUGGCUGAGACAAUGUAACAACACACAGGUCCAAGUGAAUUAGCUAAUAUAUCAUCACUAUAAGCAUCGCUUUCGAUCAUAUCAAGUGACGGGAGACUUAUGACAGGUCAUUUCCAGACAAAGCCAUGUUCACAUAUGUAAAAUGCUUAUUGUUGUAACUUAAUAAGAUGUGCUCAAAUAAAUUGUAGAAGCUUUACUAUUUAUUUUCUAGCCUCUGUUUGCAUAUGUAAAAUGUAGUAUUGUAACUUAAAUUUCUUCCUUCUAUGGUUAUGGUACGUUUAUAACUA